Molecule: messenger RNA, 3738 nt
Organism: Bacillus rossius redtenbacheri
Lineage: Eukaryota; Metazoa; Arthropoda; Insecta; Phasmatodea; Bacillidae
Exons: 4
Coding region: 227-1312 (361 amino acids)
Molecular function (GO): nucleic acid binding
Source: RefSeq, a predicted model, not a curated record
ACGUGCCGAAACUGUGGUCGCGCAUUAAUAAUGUUAAUAGUCACUUGUUUGUUUUCUCUUUCAGCCGCUUUCAGCAGCUCUUUAAGCAGUCUGCAGUCUGUACGCCAUUUUGCAGUGUGUUUUAAUAUAUUACUGACCGUGAAAUAACGUACAGUUUGUGUUUCAGGAUUUUGUGUUAAUAUUGUGUAUUUUAACUUUGUUAUAUUAUUUAUUAUCUACUAUUGUAAUGAUGGAAUUUGUUAUCGUUUUGAUAUUUUGUGUGGUUCUUGUGAUUGCUGUAAUGGUAAUUGGUUCCGGGAUGGGGAAAGCUACUUCGUCGCAGCGUCAGAUGGACAUCAUUAACGUCGCUCAGAACUUAUAUCUUUUAAUUAGGAAAGGCGACUUGAAGAAAUGUGACGUUACGCAGACGACCGCGUUUCUUCUCAACAUCACAAAGUCAACUGUUCUCAAGUACUACAAGAAAGACAUUGAAGAAGUUUCAACACCAGGAAAAAAGAGGAAAAAAAGGCCACAGGAAGGAAAGUCACUUGACACAGUCGACGAUUUCACAGUAAAUGCAAUCAGGAAUGCAAUUUACAGGAUGUACGCUGAAGGUUUGAAUGUUACAGUCGACACCAUUUUGAAAGAAAUCAGGGAAAGACAAAUAGAUUAUUAUGGUGGAAGAUCAAGUCUUCAUAAAUUGUUAAAGAAGAUGGGAUUUUCAUGGAAAACUGUUGAUGGACGAAAAGCUUUGAUAGAGAAUGAAAACAUAGUAUUGCAGCGAAUAGAUUUCUUGAGAAAGUAUAAAGAAGAAAAAGAAAGAGGUGCCAAUUUCAUAUUUGUUGAUGAAACAUGGAUUUUCCAGAGAGGCAAGGCAUUAAUUUAUUUGAAAAUUUGUUCUGUGGUCCAAUACAAAGUAUUUCAUUUCCAUUUCAUAUAUUUUUCAGGAACUGUAUCAAAGUCAUGGCAGGACAAGAGUCUACAAUCUGCGAAGAGACGUACUGUUGGAGAUGGUAAAAGGUUUAUUGUUGUUAAUGCUGGAGGGCGCACUGGCUUUGUGCCAGGAGCAGGAUUACUUUUUGUUUCAGGUCAGAAGACUGCAGACUACCAUGGCGAGAUGAAUGGGGAAACUUUCUUGAUGUGGUUUGAAGACAUGUUGGUGCAUCUUGAGGAACCCAGUGUCAUCAUAAUGGACAAUGCUUCAUAUCACAGCACCCAGAUGGGCGAGGUGUGUGGAUCACGUGGAGAAGCUAAUUCAAGCAGACUGGGAGAGAGAAGUCCACAUAGACAGCGGCACCAUUCCUCCACUCAUCAUCCACCUCGGCGAGGAUAGUUCAAGUGAAGACAGUGACAGCGAAGAAUUUGAGGUUACGACACAGCAAGUAGAUGGAGACAGUGAAGUACUGGCAGUUCCUCUUGAUGAUUUACCCGGGUGUUCUUAUUGAGGUCUGUAUGUAAUAAACACCUGGGCAACUGUAAGUAUUGGGGUUUGAAACAUUUUUUUUUCUUUUAUGCAUUCCCAUGAAGUAUGUUGAUUACUGGAACUUUAUGUAUUAACUUUAUAUUACACGUAUUAUGAAAUGAAUAUUAAAUUUCAUUUCUGGAUUCGUAUAGGUGUAUGUGAAACAUUUUAUUUUGUUGUGUGUCUUCAUUUUUCAGUGAACUUACUUGGAAAACAAAAAGCCAGUCCCCAUCCAGGGCCACAAAUAAAUAAUGCAUAUAAGUGGUAUAGAAAUUACUGUCAAUUCUUCACCACAAUUUUACUGUUCAUAAAAUUAUGAUUUUGUCUAAUAAGUAUACUCAGGAAAAUGUAUAUAACCAUAUUUUUAUUUGUGGCCUUAACCGGCAAAAUGGUAGGGGUUUAUUAAAUAAAAGAAGAAAAUUCAUUUUUAAAUGUUUUCAUCUGAAUUUGUUAAUUUUAUUAAACCUUCAAUCCUUAGUCUUUUCCAGAUUGCUUAGAUGGACAGCCAUAUGUAUAAUUUACAAUACUUUUUUUUCAGAUGCAGAAAACUGUGUUGAACUGUACUAAAUGAUGAUAUUUAUUGCUUACAUAAAUGUUGUAAAUUUAUAUAUUCUCCUAAAAAUUUACUUUAAAUUAUAUGUUAUUUCUUUAGCUAACAAACUUAUUUUUUAAUAUUUUUACCAUUGGGUAUCAUAAAUAAUGUUAUGAACAUAUGCAUGUAUACUUAGAUCAUAUUCAAAUUACUUUUAUAUAUAUAUAUACAUACAUACACAACAUUGUUUUGACAGCUGGUGAUUGUAAACAAACCAUUUGACAUUUGUCACAUGGCAAUGUUUUUGUUUACAUACGGCGGAAGGAUACAUAGUGACAUUAAAGUAGAUCCGGUGAAAAGCAGGGCUUCAGAAAAGUAGGAGGUUACCGUGGAUGGACUAUAGUAGUUGACACCUGGGCUUUUGUGUGGCUCUGGCAUGCUGUUUGUGACACCUGGGCUUUGUAAUUGAGUUUAUGCUACGCUUUAAUAAUGAAUUACGUUGCCGAGGUUUUCUGGAACAGGCAACAUGAUUCCUGGUUGCAGUUCGGAUGUCCCUCAGCUGUGCUUCAUCUUCCCAGAAGGUCUGAGUGCAUUUCCCAGCCCAGUUUGUUCAUCUGAUUGCUUCGUUCUGCAAUGGCAGCGCACUGCACAGUGUCACAAUUGUGCAAUGGGAAUGCAAAGCAAAGUGGAGUAGAGUGUUGCAUUUUUCGCACGAACAAGGCUUGUGAUUGCAAAACAUUUUUGAGGCUUUUCUCAGUGCUGUUUUAUUUCUCAUCGGACUGUUUUGUAAUGCACUUUCUAAAUGGUUUUAAAUAGCCCUAGUAGCGAAAGACCGGGGUCUUUUUGUUGGCCUACGGACUUCCCUGGUGGGUGAAUGCAGACUGCAGGCAUGUGUCAACCGAGAAAAGUAAGUUAAAUGAGUAUAGGCCAGGUUUCUGGUAUGAUUGGAUGUGAGAAUGUUGACUUUUCUAUUUUAUUAAGUAUAGUGUUUUCGUUACAGGUUGGUAAUCAUGAACCCAAAAUUGUGAGAUUACUUCAAGCAAAUAUAAACCAAACUGAGGAUACUGUUAUUAUUUUUUCUUAUAUUAAGUAUAGUGUUUUCGUUACAGGUUGGUAAUCAUGAACCCAAAAUUGUGAGAUUACUUCAAGCAAAUAUAAACCAAACUGAGGAUACUGUUAUUAUUUUUUCUUAUGUCACUAAUGUGAGAAAAACUAAAGAUUGGAGGAAUAACUCAUGGUUGGUGGAAAAAAGUAAAUAUGUACCGAUACUCUUAAAAUGUUGAUUUAACAUAUAAUCAUACGUCUGUUUCAGUUAUUAAUUUAAUUAUUUUUAUGUAGUUAUUUCUGGGUAGAUUAUCUGGAUGAAUGAACAUAUGUAAGAUUGUAACAUACAUAAUAAUUAAAUUAUAAGAAUUGUAGUUGAUGAUCUGAUCAGUUUUAUUUUUAUUUCAACCACCCAGUUCACCCCCUCCCUUACCCACCCUGUAAAGGGAGUAUGCAUCUCCCUGGUCCCUCAUGUGGCUCUACCGAUAUUACUAAGACAGUUUUUUUUACAGAGGAGCACAUACCCCUGUUUAAGUGUGUCCGAGUCAACAAUUUUAUUUAACUAGCUGCAGUACCUGGCGUUGUCUGGGCUGAACACACGGUGAACGGAACUUUCUUCAAAAUUAGAUGUAGACAGUAAUUGUCUUCUUAAUUUCAAAGACAAAUUUCCAUGGCAAUCGGCUGAACGGUAUACAAGUUGAUGCGCUGCAGCGCCAUCUAG